AUGCACUACCCAAAAGGACAGUAUGGCUUCUAUAAUGCAUUGGAUUCUCAAUACUUGGAAUGGGGCUGCAAGGCCGACCUUCUCACGCACAGAGAGCUUUUGAUGGUGCGGAUCAUGAACACGAUCACUGAAAAGCCUAAUUGGGAAGAAAAGGUCUUCAAAGAGGAGAUCACCGGCAAAUGGCGGGACGAAAUCGCGCAAAGUGGCGAGGAUGUGACCCCCAAAAUGAUGGAUUGGAUUAUCAAAGAGCUUCAGUGGACGGCCAAGAAUCUCGAAAAGACAGGAUAUAUUCGAGUGUUUGACGUGGGGGUCAUCAAGUCCGAUACCGCUAUACCUGAAGACGUCAGGGAAGCAUUGAAGCAAGCGGUUCAGCCACUCGAAAAUGUCCCAACAGAUCAAAAGGAUUUCCACCCAGACUCUGAUGACAAGGUGGUGGAUUUGGUACACCCAUCGCUAUUUCCAGUUAUUUUUGGCCGAACCAGGGUUUUGAAGGACAGAAUCCUUGGACUCCAGGACUGUUUAAGCCACAUGGGAGAGGGCGAUAUCCUCCCCUCUGAGCCGUGUGCGGAACGCGAGAUAUAUGAAGGGGACGCCUUCAGCAAAAGAUUCCAGUGGCUUCCCUGCGAAGUGAAACUUCUCGAUGACACUUGCCAGAUUGAAUCAUACAUCAAUAACGCCCACCCGGUUCAGCACAAGGACUUGUAUGGAGUCCUUGAGAAAAUCAUUUCUCGAGUCAUUCCACUGUGGAAUCAAAGUCUGUCCGAAAUCACAGACUCACGGAUCGGUCAUCAAAAGUUGAAAUAUGGUGAGCAUCCGGAUCCAGAGCCGCAAGAGCCAGAAGGGGAAGACUACGAUGAAGAUGAAUUCUAUGAAACCUAUCAAAAAUGGCGGAACGCGCUUCCUCUGAUUAUCCCAGAGCCUGGGGAAUUCAAGCCUCGAAAUGUAUAUGAAGACCUCGAUCUACGAAAGCAUUUCCCGAAGACCAACCUACAAGUCAUUGUGAAAUUGGCGAACAUUGAAUUGAGCCCAGACAACCCCACCUACAAGGGAGGCUCAUGGCACAUCGAGGGGCAGCUAAAUGAACGUAUCUGUGCUUCCGCGAUCUACUAUUACGACUGCAAGAAUAUCACGGAAAAUCAACUUGCAUUUCGACAGCGCGGAAUGUCGGAUUUGAUGGAUCUGGAGUAUGAGCAGAACCAGCAUGAAUUCCUCCAGGCAGUGUACGGUUUUGACGAUGAAAUCCACGGCGGUAGCAACAACGACAUCACCCAGGAUCUUGGAGCCGUGACAUGCAAACAAGGUCGCCUCAUCACAUUCCCCAACGCCGUUCAGCAUCGGGUCUCCCCAUUCUCGCUGGCUGACCUAUCUAAACCGGGUCAUCGCAAGAUUCUUGCGCUCUUUCUGGUAGAUCCCCAUCGGCGGAUCAUUUCUACAGCCAAUGUUCCUCCGCAGAGGGAAGACUGGGGUCGUGAAAAAGCGAAUGUGGUGGACCAGGUAUUGUCAAACUUACCGAUGGAGCUUCAGAAUAUGGUCGAGAGCGAUCUGCACCCGCUGAUGACCAUGGAAGAAGCCAAAGAGCAUCGAUUAGAGCUUAUGAAAGAACGUGGGCUCAAGUCGGAGGAAAACAACGGCAAUUUCGAAAGGGGCGAUUUCAGCCUUUGUGAGCAUUAG
This is a messenger RNA of Penicillium salamii, 1671 nucleotides long. Lineage: Eukaryota; Fungi; Ascomycota; Eurotiomycetes; Eurotiales; Aspergillaceae. The record is from the annotation of a GenBank genome assembly.